AUGCUACAUUUGAAUGGAAUAUGGGGAUUAAGCAAUCUAUUGCAUACAGCUGAUUCUUCUGUUUGUAUGCAACUUUUUUGUGAAUUAGUUAACAAAGGUAUAUGGUUGGAAUUGUUACAGUUAGCUUCAACAAUACCAAACUUGGAAUUUAAUUAUUCUUGUUAUAUGAAAGAUCAAUGGAAGGAGAAUGCUAAAACAAAUACUAACUUUGAUGAGAAUUCAGUGGUGAACAAGAUUCAGUUACCAGGAAUUACAGUUUCACAUGAAGACAGUGAAAUUAAAUGUGAUGAGCUGAGUCAAACUAAUGAAGAAAAAGAUGAUGAUUCUAAACAAAAAUAUCGUACCAAUUUAAAUUUGUUCAAUUGUUCCAAAACUCAUCAUUAUUAUCACAGUCAUCAUACUCAUCACUAUGAUCAACAUCAAUUUCCUCUAUGUAAUCCUUACUCAAAGUUUACACUUUUUAGAAAAAAUGGAGCACAAAUUCAUAUUCUAAUUGUUUACCAAACACUUAGCUUCUUACGUAAUCUGCUUCGGGAUGAAAAAGUAAUAGAUACUGUGGUGAACGAGCAUUGGUGGAAUAUCAUUCAGUUUAUAGUUGCUGUACUGGAGUCGAAUUAUCCUCAACCUGUCAAAGAACAAGCUGUACUUGUUGUUGCACAUAUUGCUACUGGUCGAACUGCACGGUGUGAAGUUCAUCGGAAUGGCGAUUUAGUUGAGAAACUUACAUUAUUCAUGCGUUCUCAAAACAGUUAUACAAAAGCUGCUGCGUUGACUGCAACGUAUAAUCUUUUAGGCUUACAUACGGAAUGCCUUGAUUCUUGUGGAUUACUAAGCGCUUUGAAAGUGAAGCGUAAACCAUUUAUUUUAUCCCAUAGUAGACGUUUAAGGGUUCAACACUACCGUCAUGAAACGCAUCAUGGAAAGAAACAAGAUAUCGCUAGUCAGUCAACAUCUUUAAUACCUUCUAGUAUUAGUCGCCGUGAAGCACCAACAUGUAUGGCUCAGAGUGCUUUAGAAGAAGCUGAAGAAGAAAAUGAGGAACAGGAAACAGUUGUAGAGCAUUGUAGUUAUGCAGGUGAAACUAUGUCUGAAGAAGCGCCUGUAAUUCCGCAAACUACUGAUGCCGCUAUAUCAUUUUCUAUAGAAGAUGACAAUGUUGAUCAAACGAGAUUACGUACACUUCGACGAAGAAGAUAUUAUCGUUCAUCGCAACCGAGUUCCCCUCCUGCUUCAGAUGAUCGUCGAUUGUUAGAUAUAACUGGACAAGAAAGACAGUUAACUGAACCAUCCACUGGAACUACUAGAUCACCUUCGCCAAAUUCUAGAUCGCCGUCAUCAUCAUUAAGCACUUCUUCAACAUCAUCAUGUGCAGAAGGUGAAACCAGUGUGGCCACGGAACUAACGAAUUUACAUCAUUCAGUUGCAGUCGAUAUGUGUGGAAUUUCAUCACCUAGUUGUACUGAUGAAGAUAUCGAGGAUAUAAAUCAACAUCCUGGGACUUUGAGUUCUUUAUCGCCCUCUUUGACCAUAAGUGAUCGAGCUCCACUAGCUGAUGAAGAAAGAGAUGAAGAUCGUGUCAGUGCAACAGAAGUGCAAAAUUCAGCUAUAGGAGAUUCUGACUUAUUAAGUCCAAUGUCUUCAUCUAGUCAGAAGUGUGAAUUAGGUUCGAAUCCAGAUGAUGUUUCGAGUGCAGAAUGUUUUGAACUGAAUAGUUCAGAGCAAAUGGACAGUAUACAAAAUGUUUCCGACUCUAAUGAGAAUGUCCCAUCGACAUCUUCAAGUUCUCGUCGAGAUUGGGAGGCGGGAUUCUGUCGGAUUUUACUGCCUUUCUUACAAGAAUUGGAUUCCGAUCAAGUGCUACGCAGUACGUGGGACUGGUUAAUGUUAUGCGCUAAUAAAGAUGGUAAACCAGUGUUUCUUAAUUCUCUUUUUCAUGCUUGGCAACGACUAUAUACAAAUAUUCCAAGUUUAACAGAAACACAAACCUCGAAUUUAGAGAGAUCAGAAUCUUCUGCUCCUGAUAACAAUAGUAAUAAUAUUACUGUUAAUGAAUUUUUGAGUAAAAUUAAGGAGUCUAUUGAAACAAGUUCAUCCAACUCCGUAUUGACUAACUUACCUAGAUACUGGGAAAAUCGACAUCGUCAUCGAUGCCGACGUCAACAUCGUCAUCAUUGUCAUCGACGUCAUCGUAUCAGCCUGAAUCAAUUACUACAAUCGAUACAAAUAUCACAAAUUCACCAAUGCCUCCAUCAACAUCUAAUGAAAACCUUGAACAAACUGGUUAAGCAGACUCAAAACAAAUUUACACUUGUUGUCAGUCAUACACAUGCUAAUCAUGAUCCCUGUAACUCCUGUCAUCAUCCUUAUCAUUCCUAUUAA
This is a messenger RNA of Heterobilharzia americana, 2379 nucleotides long. The record is from the annotation of a GenBank genome assembly. NCBI's taxonomy places the organism in Eukaryota, Metazoa, Platyhelminthes, Trematoda, Strigeidida, Schistosomatidae.